This is a messenger RNA of Eutrema salsugineum, 1657 nucleotides long. Its product is annotated as tRNA (carboxymethyluridine(34)-5-O)-methyltransferase. Gene Ontology annotation, biological process: tRNA wobble uridine modification. The coding region runs from base 152 to 1390 and encodes 412 amino acids. Gene Ontology annotation, cellular component: nucleus; cytoplasm. NCBI's taxonomy places the organism in Eukaryota, Viridiplantae, Streptophyta, Magnoliopsida, Brassicales, Brassicaceae. The record is from RefSeq and is a predicted model, not a curated record. The transcript has 4 exons. Gene Ontology annotation, molecular function: S-adenosylmethionine-dependent methyltransferase activity; tRNA binding.
AUUAACGAACAACACUUGAUCGCAGGUUGUAGUGCGGCCUCUUGCGGGAGACAAACGAACAGACUCAAUUACGAACCGACACUUCCAAUCGGUUCACCCAUCUCCUCUGCUCGUUGUUCCUUCUUGAUUCUAUUCAUGGCGGCUUAAGCUAAUGUUUUUGGAAGUUUUGAGAACUAUUAUAAUUUCUUGCAGAGCUCGAAAUCCUUCAUUUUUUGGGUUUAAUUCGAUAACCACAACAAGUAUAAUGCGAGACGUCAAAGUAAAAGCUAACUCUAGGUUAGCUCAUAAAGAAGAAGAAGAAGAAAAGGAAGUUCAGAUUCUUCAAUCAGUUUCUACCAGAGAAAACGAGAUUUCUUCGUCCCUGAGCGUAAAAUCGACGCCAGAGAUCGAGAAGAAGUAUGUUCAUCGGGUAUACGACGCGAUUGCUCCACAUUUCAGCUCCACAAGGUUUGCGAAGUGGCCUAAAGUCGCUGCUUUUCUUGAAUCAUUGCCUUCUGGAUCUGUGAUUCUUGAUGCAGGUUGCGGUAACGGGAAGUAUCUGGGGCUAAACCCAAGUUGUUUCUUCAUAGGAUGUGAUAUAAGCCACCCACUGAUCAAAAUCUGUUCGGAUAAAGGCCAGGAGGUUUUGGUUGCAGACGCUGUGAAUCUUCCUUACAGAGAAGGGUUUGGCGACUCGGCAAUCUCCAUAGCGGUUUUGCAUCACUUAAGCACGGAGAACCGAAGGAAGAAAGCCAUUGAAGAACUGGUCCGGGUGGUUAAGUCAGGGGGUUUUGUUCUCAUAACGGUUUGGGCUGCAGAACAGGAAGACAAAUCGUUGCUCACAAAAUGGACACCCUUGUCUCCAAAGUAUGUUGAGGAAUGGGUCGGGCCAGGUAGUCCAAUGAACAGCCCUCGUGUGAGGAACAAUCCGUUCUUCGGUCUUGAGAGCAUCCCAGAGACUGAGGUAAGUACAAAGGAGCAAAAGGCUGAGAACAGCCCGUCCUUUGGUCUUGAGAGCAUUCCGGAAACCGAGGAGAGCAUGAGAGAGCAAAAGGCUGCUGAGAUCAUCACAGAGACCAAGAACAGCAUGGGAGAGCUUAAAGAUGAGAAAUCUAUUGAAGAAUCAUUGGAGGCUUUGAAAAUGAAUCAGCAAGAGUAUUUUGUUCCGUGGCAUUUACCGUACCACCGCGCUGAAGUGAGUGGUGCAUCUGCAUCUGCACUUGCAAGUGGGCUUGCAAAGAAAGAUGAUAGAAAAGGAGCUGUUGUGUAUAACAGAUACUACCAUGUCUUCAGUGAAGGCGAGCUUGAAAGGUUGGCAUCAGGAGUUGGCAAUGCAAUGAUAGUUGAUAGAUUUUACGACAAGUCCAAUUGGUGUAUUGUUCUUCAGAAAGCAACUUCAAACCAAGAUUGAUCAUUUGCUGAAACCAGAUUCUUUGGUUUUAAACUCAGUCAUACUUUUUCCCAUCAUUCUGACGUUGGAAUUCCAUCGCAGCCACCAUCGGUGGUUUCCAUAUGUAAUCGAAGCAUAUUUUAUGGUUUUGAGAUUCUGUGGCAGCUCAUUUGUCCUGCAUUUGUCCAGCUCAUUUGUCCUGCUUUAAGGGUUUGUAUUAUAUGUAAUGAUGAAAGAAAGAGUCUACAAGAUGAACAAGAAAUCAAAAACUUUUCGUUUGUACAACAU